Molecule: messenger RNA, 258 nt
Organism: Penicillium robsamsonii
Lineage: Eukaryota; Fungi; Ascomycota; Eurotiomycetes; Eurotiales; Aspergillaceae
Exons: 1
Coding region: 1-258 (85 amino acids)
Source: RefSeq, a predicted model, not a curated record
AUGUUUUCUCUAGCCCGUCAAUUCUCCGGAGUCCGCUCCAAGCCUCUCAUCCUCAAAAAAUUCACUCGAUCGACCCAGGUACCCCACCGCCUGUACUCGAACCCUCCGAGAUCUUCGCCGCCACGCGCACCCUCCGCCCCUCAAUCCAGCCGCUCCAAUUUCCCAAUCAUUCCCAUCAUCCUCAUAACUGCCAUCAGCUCCGGCGCCUACGUCUACCUCGUCAAGUCCCGCACCGGCAUCAACAAACGCCCAAACUAG